AUGGCGACCCAGAACUGCAACUCUGUUCUCCCCUGCUCAUCGGAGAAACUGGGCGACGAUGAUCUCCUCGCAGAAGUUCUGAUUCGGGUCCCGGACCCUAAAUCCGCCUACCGCUGCAAACCGGUCUGCAAGCGGUGGAACUCCCUCAUCUCCGAUCCCUCCUUCAAUCGCCGUUUCGUUUCCCACAGCCAGAGCAGGCACGAACGAAACGAUCCUCCGCCUCCUCUGCUUCUUCCCUCCGACGACCCGGAAUCCAUCGUCUCGAGCUUUCUCCCCAUGCCGGAGGAAGCCACUCCUCCACGCUCUUUCCGGGUUUUCGAUUCCUUCAAGGACUUGAUUCUGUGCGGGUUUUUGGACAGGGAGAAUAAUGUUGACGAUCUCAGCUUCGUCGGGUCUUUAUUCGUCUGCAACCCGUUUACGAAGCAAUGGAUCGCCCUUCCUCUUGGCGUCCGAAACGCUGUCGUAUGA
This is a messenger RNA of Linum tenue, 468 nucleotides long. The record is from the annotation of a GenBank genome assembly. NCBI's taxonomy places the organism in Eukaryota, Viridiplantae, Streptophyta, Magnoliopsida, Malpighiales, Linaceae.